This is a messenger RNA of Pteronotus mesoamericanus, 6484 nucleotides long. It is a transcript of the gene HELZ, whose product is annotated as helicase with zinc finger. The coding region runs from base 348 to 6284 and encodes 1978 amino acids. Gene Ontology annotation, cellular component: P granule; cytosol. The transcript is spliced from 36 exons. Gene Ontology annotation, molecular function: hydrolase activity; helicase activity; DNA binding. NCBI's taxonomy places the organism in Eukaryota, Metazoa, Chordata, Mammalia, Chiroptera, Mormoopidae. The record is from RefSeq and is a predicted model, not a curated record. Gene Ontology annotation, biological process: regulatory ncRNA-mediated post-transcriptional gene silencing.
CUUACCCAUAAUGCUUUGUGGGGACGUUGACAAGUGGAUCCAAGAUGGCGUAGAAAGUAAUGACAGGAGUUGGAUGAAGUAAUUGAUCACUAAAGAACGACAGUGCUGGUGAGAUGUGUAAGAUUGAGGCAUACAAUUGACAUUUUGCCUUUAAAAAAAAACACUUGGGAGAGGAAGGUGGACAUAAACCAAGAUCCUUUUAAAUUAUAAAGAGCUCUGAUGGGCUAUUUGGGUGAUACCCAGUGCAGUGAACUGCAGACUGGAUGAUGCCGACCAGACUCCGAAGAGACUGCCUGCCACUGUGUCAGUUUGUUUGAAGAGAAGUGAGGGAUUUUUGUCCCUGAGUCAUGGAAGACAGAAGAGCUGAGAAGUCAUGUGAACAAGCAUGCGACUCACUCAAGAGGCAGGACUAUGAAAUGGCCCUGAAGCACUGCACAGAGGCCCUCCUUUCUCUGGGUCAGGGCUCCAUGGCUGACUUCACGGGGCCGUGUCCGCUGGAGAUAGAAAGUAUCAAAAUUGAGAGUCUUCUUUACAGAAUUGCCUCAUUUUUGCAACUGAAAAAGUAUGGGCAAGCUGAUGAAGAUUGUAGGCAUGUGCUGGGAGAAGGCCUGGCCAAGGGAGGUGGUACCUUUCAGACAGUGCUUUGCUGCAUGCAACUGAAAGGAAAGCUCCAGCUUGUUUCCAACAUUCUUGCCAAGUCGCUGACAGGAGAGUCCCUGAAUGGGAUGGUAACAAAAGAUUUAACAAGACUAAAAACACUUCUCACAGAAACAGAGACAGCAACUAGUAACGUCCUCUCUGGAUAUCACAUAGAAGACUUAGAAGAGGGAUCUUGUAAUGGUUGGCAUUUCCGCCCACCACCUAGGGGAAUCACAAGCAGCGAGGAAUAUACUUUGUGUAAAAGAUUUUUAGAGCAAGGAAUCUGUAGGUAUGGUGCCCAGUGUACUUCAGCACAUUCCCAGGAAGAACUAGCAGAAUGGCAGAAAAGAUAUGCUUCACGGUUGAUAAAAUUGAAACAGCAAAAUGAGAAUAAACAGUUCUCAGGCAGUUACAUGGAAACCUUGAUAGAAAAGUGGAUGAAUUCAUUAUCUCCUGAGAAAGUGCUUAGUGAAUGUAUAGAAGGAGUAAAAGUAGAGCAUAAUCCUGAUUUGACGGUUACUGUCAACACCAAAAAGUCUCACCAGACAUGGACCUUUGCUCUUACCUGUAAGCCUGCAAGAAUGCUGUAUCGUGUAGCAUUGCUUUAUGAUGCUCAUCGUCCUCAUUUUAGUAUCAUUGCAAUAUCUGCCGGAGAUAGUACUACCCAGGUAUCACAAGAAGUCCCAGAAAACUGUCAAGAAUGGAUAGGAGGAAAGAUGGCCCAAAAUGGAUUAGAUCAUUACGUGUAUAAAGUCGGGAUAGCAUUUAACACAGAAAUAUUUGGAACUUUUCGCCAAACCAUAGUUUUCGACUUUGGAUUGGAACCAGUACUCAUGCAAAGAGUAAUGAUUGAUGCAGCUUCUACAGAAGAUCUUGAAUACCUGUUGCAUGCAAAACAACAGCUAAUAACCACAGCUAAGCGCUGGGAUUCUUCUUCUAAGACUAUUAUAGAUUUUGAACCUAAUGAAACUACUGAUUUGGAGAAGAGCCUUCUUAUCAGAUACCAAAUUCCUCUCUCUGCUGACCAGCUAUUUACCCAGUCUGUUUUAGACAAAUCACUGACCAAGACCAACUAUCAGUCACGGUUGCAUGACCUUCUUUAUAUUGAGGAGAUAGCCCAGUAUAAAGAAGUUAGCAAGUUCAACCUUAAGGUGCAGUUGCAGAUUCUAGCAAGCUUCAUGCUCACUGGAGUUUCUGGAGGUGCAAAGUAUGCUCAGAAUGGACAACUUUUUGGUCGCUUUAAGCUUACUGAAACACUUUCUGAAGAUACUUUGGCUGGACGGCUGGUGAUGACCAAAGUCAAUGCUGUUUAUUUAUUACCAGUCCCUAAAGAGAAGUUAGUACAGACCCAGGGAACCAAAGAGAAGGUUUAUGAAGCUACUAUUGAAGAAAAAACAAAAGAAUAUAUAUUUUUAAGGAUAUCCAGGGAAUGCUGUGAAGAACUCAGUCUUCGGCCUGAUUAUGACACACAGGUUGAACUUCAGUUUCAAUUAAAUCGAUUACCCCUCUGUGAAAUGCAUUAUGCGCUAGACAGGAUCAAGGACAAUGGGAUUUUAUUUCCAGACAUCACUAUGACUCCAACCAUACCUUGGAGUCCCAACAGACAAUGGGAUGAACAGUUGGAUCCUCGACUAAAUGCAAAACAGAAAGAGGCUGUUCUGGCCAUUACAACCCCACUUUCAAUACAGCUGCCUCCUGUUCUCAUCAUUGGACCCUAUGGGACAGGCAAAACAUUCACGCUAGCUCAGGCUGUAAAGCACAUACUCCAGCAGCAGGAGACAAGCAGGAUUCUCAUUUGCACCCAUUCUAAUAGUGCUGCUGAUCUCUACAUAAAGGAUUAUUUACAUCCAUAUGUAGAAGCAGGCAAUCCCCAGGCAAGACCUCUCAGGGUAUAUUUCAGAAAUCGCUGGGUAAAGACUGUUCACCCAGUUGUGCAUCAGUACUGUUUGAUCUCAAGCGCACAUUCCACCUUUCAGAUGCCACAGAAAGAAGAUAUUCUUAAACACCGAGUGGUGGUGGUUACGUUGAAUACUUCCCAGUACCUCUGUCAGUUGGACCUUGAACCUGGGUUUUUUACGCACAUUCUGUUAGAUGAAGCUGCCCAGGCCAUGGAGUGCGAAACCAUUAUGCCUCUAGCAUUAGCAACUAAAAGCACUCGGAUUGUCUUGGCUGGUGACCACAUGCAGCUGAGUCCUUUUGUUUACAGCGAGUUUGCCAGGGAAAGAAACCUUCAUGUUUCGUUACUGGAUCGGCUCUAUGAGCAUUACCCUGCCGAGUUUCCGUGUAGGAUCCUCCUCUGUGAGAACUACCGCUCCCAUGAAGCGAUCAUCAAUUACACCUCUGAGCUCUUCUAUGAGGGCAAACUGAUGGCCAGUGGAAAACAACCAGCACACAAGGAUUUCUACCCACUCACUUUCUUUACAGCACGAGGGGAAGAUGUACAAGAGAAAAACAGCACAGCUUUUUAUAAUAACGCAGAGGUAUUUGAAGUGGUGGAACGCGUGGAAGAGUUAAGGAGGAAGUGGCCAGUAGCGUGGGGGAAGUUAGAUGAUGGCAGCAUCGGUGUGGUGACGCCAUAUGCUGAUCAAGUGUUCAGGAUACGUGCUGAACUUCGAAAAAAGAGAUUAUCUGAUGUUAAUGUAGAAAGGGUGCUAAAUGUUCAAGGAAAGCAAUUUAGAGUUUUGUUUCUUAGCACAGUACGUACAAGGCAUACGUGUAAACAUAAACAGACACCAAUUAAAAAGAAAGAGCAACUGCUGGAAGAUUCCACAGAAGACUUAGAUUAUGGUUUUUUAUCCAACUACAAACUCCUCAACACUGCCAUCACCAGAGCACAAUCCCUCGUCGCCGUGGUGGGUGAUCCCAUUGCCCUGUGCUCUAUCGGAAGAUGCAGGAAAUUUUGGGAGCGGUUUAUUGCCCUAUGUCAUGAAAAUAAUAGCCUACACGGAAUCACUUUUGAACAGAUCAAAGCUCAGCUAGAGGCUUUAGAACUGAAGAAGACAUAUGUGUUGAAUCCACUGGCACCCGAAUUUAUCCCGCGGGCUCUAAGACUGCAGCAUUCAGGAAGUGCCAACAAGCUGCAGCAGUCACCUCCCAAGGGGAAAAGCCUCCACCAUACCCAGAAUGAUCAUUUCCAGAAUGAUGGAAUUGUUCAGCCCAAUCCUUCUGUACUUAUUGGCAACCCCAUUAGAGCAUAUACUCCUCCACCCCCUCUUGGACCUCACCCAAAUUUGGGGAAAUCUCCAAGCCCUGUUCAGAGAAUAGAUCCUCAUACUGGGACAAGUAUUCUUUAUGUACCUGCUGUCUAUGGAGGGAAUGUAGUUAUGUCGGUGCCUUUACCUGUACCAUGGACAGGAUACCAGGGUAGGUUUGCAGUUGAUCCUCGAAUCAUUACGCACCAGGCAGCGAUGGCCUACAACAUGAACCUCUUACAGACACAUGGACGGGGGUCUCCAAUACCUUACGGCCUUGGGCAUCAUCCACCCGUCAGCAUAGGGCAGCCACAAAACCAGCAUCAGGAGAAGGAUCAACAUGAGCAAAAUCGAAAUGGUAAAAGUGAUACAAAUAAUCCUGGACCUGAAAUUAAUAAGAUUCGAACACCAGAGAAAAAGCCUCCAGAGUCAAAACAGAUUGAUUUGGACUCAAAUCCACAGAACAGAAGUCCUGAAUCACGUCCUGGUGUUGUUUAUCCCAAUACCAAAUUUCAUCGCAAAGAUAAUCUCAACCCAAGACACAUAAAUCUUCCCCUUCCUGCUCCCCAUGCACAGUACGCAAUCCCCGGUCGUCACUUUCAUCCCCUUCCCCAGCUACCAAGACCACCAUUUCCAAUUCCACAGCAGCAUGCCUUGUUAAAUCAGCAGCAGAAUAAUUUGCCUGAACAACCAAAUCAAAUGCCAUCCCAACCAAAUCAGGUAGUGCAGCAGCAGAAUCCUUUGAAUCAGCUGACUCAGCAGCCACCUCCUCAACUUUCUCCAGCCUAUCAGUCAGGGCCCAACAGUGCUUUUUUUAAUAAUGCAGUUCCUCAUCGACCACAGUCGCCUCCUGCAGAGGCUGUGGUUCCUGAGCAGCAGCCCCCUCCCAUGCUGCAAGAAGGCCACAGUCCCCUGCGAGCCGUUGCGCAGCCUGGCCCCAUUCUCCCUUCACAUCUGAACAACUUCACUGAUGAGAACCCCCCAGGAUUGCCUAUAGGGGAGGCUCUAGAUCGUAUGCAUGGGAGUGUGGCCCUGGAAACAUUAAGGCAGCAGCAAGUGCGGUUACAGCAGUGGAACGAGCAUCAUGCCUAUCUGAGUCAGGGCAGUAUUCCAUACUCACACCAUCACCAUCCUCACCCUCACCUCCAGCAUCUUCCUCAGCCACCCACUGGGUUACAUCAGCCACCAGUGAGGGCAGACUGGAAGCUCCCCAGUGGUGCCGAAGGUGAAGCAGAAACAACAGUUUCAAGGUUGCAAGGCUUACUCAGAGAACUGUCUAAUCGUGAUCAAAGUGAAGCACGGGAACUAGCUGAAAUGCCACCACCUCAAUCAAGACUUUUGCAAUAUAGACAAAUUCAGACCAGGAGCCCACCAGCAGUCCCAUCUCCCCCUUCCAGUACAGACCACAGUAGCCACUUUUCUAACUUUAAUGACAACAGCAGAGACGUUGAAGUAGCCAAUAACCCAGCAUUUCCGCAGCGUCUACCAACCCAGAUAUUCAGCUCGCCUUUCUCGUUGCCAUCCGAACACCUUGCCCCGCCUCCCUUGAAAUACCUGGCACCUGAUGGAGCAUGGACUUUUGCUAACUUACAACAGAAUCACCUAAUGGGGCCGGGUUUUCCCUAUGGCCUACCUCCGUUGCCUCACAGGCCGCCGCAAAACCCUUUUGUACAAAUACAGAAUCAUCAACACACUGUUGGUCAAGAGCCAUUUCACCCAUUGUCAUCUCGAACAGUAUCUUCUUCUUCGCUUCCUAGCCUAGAAGAGUAUGAACCCAGAGGACCUGGUCGGCCCUUGUACCAAAGAAGAAUCUCCUCUAGCUCAGUCCAGCCAUGUUCUGAAGAAGUAAGCGCUCCUCAAGACAGUCUUGCUCAGUGUAAAGAGCUGCAGGACCAUAAUAACCAAUCUUCUUUCAACUUUUUAUCCCCGGAGUCCUGGGUAAACGCCACCUCAUCAACCCCCUAUCAGAACAUUCCGUGCAAUGGAUCCAGCAGGGCAGCUCAGCCCAGAGAAUUGAUAGAGAGAGAGAAAGGGGGAGAGAAAAACAUCAAUGUGAGAAACAUCGAUCGGUUGUCUCCCAUGUGUGCCUCAGUCGGGAAUCAAACCUGUAACCUAGCUCCACCCAAGAACGUCAAAGCCCCCCCCGAGGAUCAACCGAAGUCUGAAAACCUCGAGGUGUCCAGUUCCUUCAACUAUAAUGUGCUGCAGCAUCUCGGCCAGUUCCCCCCCCUCAUGCCCAACAAGCAGAUUGCGGAGUCGGCCAACAGCAGCAGCCAGCAGAGCUCGGCGGGCAGCAAGCCCACCAUGUCCUAUGCCAGUGCUCUGCGGGCGCCCCCCAAGCCCAGGCCCCCGCCUGAGCAGGCCAAGAAGAGUAGCGACCCUCUGUCCCUGUUCCAGGAACUUAGCCUGGGGAGCUCGUCAGGCAGCAAUGGCUUUUACUCCUAUUUUAAAUAAUCACUUUUUUUUUCCUCAAGGGAGAAUGUUUUAAUUUCUGUUUGUGUCAGUAGAAUUAAGAGUGCUGGACUUCAUCUGUAGAUGCACAGUUCCCUUUGUUUUAAUAUUAAAUAUGUUCUCACUUAAUUGCUUUGCUGCUAGACUUGCAACUAAUUUUUUAAAAGUAUAUUCCAUUAUUUUGCAUUUUGAUGUGUCGGAAU